Miscanthus lutarioriparius is the source of this 333-nucleotide messenger RNA. NCBI's taxonomy places the organism in Eukaryota, Viridiplantae, Streptophyta, Magnoliopsida, Poales, Poaceae. The record is from the annotation of a GenBank genome assembly.
AUGCCGGCAGAGGCGCGGCCGAGCGGCGAGGCAGCAGGCGGUGGCCAUUGGGCAAGGAGCAGCGGGAGCACGCAGAGAGGCACCCUGAGGUCGCGUGGUGGGCGGCUCGUGUCCGCUCGGAGAGGCCGAUGCUUUGUGAGGAAGGGAGGGAGGGGACAAUGCCACAGUGGAGAGCGCACGAGCGCGACGGCGGGCUGCGAUGUGGUGGAGCGCCGCGGUGUUGGAUUUCGUCCUGCAGUGGAGCACCACCUGCUUGUUGAGGUCCACUGCUGGUUGCGAGCUCGUCUUGAAGCUCAGUGCCGUGGCUUGGAUGCGCCAGCGAGCUCUGCUUGA